AGCGUUUAGCUGCCCGUUACCAUAGGAAAGAAGGAGGCGUACUUGGUAUAGCCAACGCACUCCGCAAUUGACCGAAGAGGGUCAGCCACUGACUCGGCGUUGCCGCCGCCUCCUAAAACGCAGCGCAAAUGGAGAGCAUAUUCCCCCAAACGAGAAGCUGUCCGCGAAACGAGCCGUGCGUUGUCUGACGCUGCGCCGGCCGGCCCUUGAGGAUUUAGGACGCCUUUGAGCCGUAUAUUGGAAGCUCAUUCGUGGGCCGGACGUUUCUGUCAGCGGGGAUCCUGAAUCGCAUGCUGCUAGCAUGGACGAGAACAAUCAAGGUUCACUGAGAGGAAGAGAAGGUGCGACGGAUGGGAAAAGCUCCACUGAUGGAAGAUUGCGUGACACACGCAGGAAAAAGUACCCGAAGACCUGUCGUCGGAGGAGCGUGAUGAGCUGCGUAACAUCCGUCGCAGGAAGAAGGAGCUGCUGGAUGAUAUUGAACGUCUGAAGUUUGAGAUAGCAGAAGUCAUGACGGAAAUCGAGCAAUUAACCUGCGUGGGGGAAAGCAAAAGCACACAACGAAACAAACAGAUGGCCAUGGGGCGGAAGAAGUUCAACAUGGACCCCAAAAAGGGCAUCCGCUUCCUUCUGGAAAACGACCUCCUCCACAACACGCCUGGGGACAUCGCGCAAUUUCUCUACAAAGGGGAGGGGCUUAACAAGACGGUGAUUGGGGACUACUUAGGGGAACGCGAUGACUUCAACAUCAAGGUGCUCCAGGUUUUUGUGGAGCUUCAUGAGUUUGCAGACCUCAACCUCGUUCAAGCCUUAAGGCAGUUCCUGUGGAGCUUCAGACUUCCUGGCGAAGCGCAGAAGAUUGAUCGAAUGAUGGAGGCCUUUGCCUCUCGCUACUGUCAGUGCAAUCCUGGCGUCUUCCAGUCCACAGACACCUGCUACGUGCUUUCGUUUGCCAUCAUCAUGCUGAACACCAGCUUGCACAACCCUAACGUCCGAGACAAGCCGCCCGCCGAGCGCUUCAUCACCAUGAACCGGGGCAUCAACGAGGGCGGGGACCUGCCAGAGGAGCUGCUCAGGAAUUUGUACGAGAGCAUCAAGAGCGAACCGUUCAAGAUCCCAGAGGACGACGGCAACGACCUGACGCACACGUUUUUCAACCCAGACAGGGAGGGCUGGCUGCUCAAAUUAGGAGGCCGAGUGAAAACCUGGAAGAGGAGGUGGUUCAUCCUGACGGACAACUGCCUCUACUACUUUGAAUACACAACUGACAAGGAGCCCCGAGGGAUUAUUCCCCUGGAGAAUCUCAGUAUCAGGGAAGUGGAGGAGCCCAGGAAGCCGAACUGCUUCGAGCUGUACAACCCGAGCCACAAGGGUCAGGUGAUCAAAGCCUGCAAGACCGAGGCGGACGGCCGCGUGGUGGAAGGCAACCACGUGGUCUACCGAAUAUCGGCGCCCACGCCCGAGGAGAAGGAGGAGUGGAUCAAAUCCAUUAAGGCCAGUAUCAGCAGGGACCCCUUCUACGACAUGCUGGCCACCAGGAAAAGACGUGUCGCCAGCAAGAAGUGAAGCGUAUGGCUGCAAUAGCCGCCAAAAUGGUGAUGUGUUUCUUUUUUUAGGGGGGGGGGGGGGGGUUGAAGUGAGUUGUACCUGGUGGAAGAGCGACCAGCUGUGCACUCGCGCAGACUUUUUGCAUCGGCCUCCUCCCUCGCCUCAUUUUACUAAAACAUCCUUCAGAUGCACAUGCAUGUGGGCCAUCUGAGACCCACGUGCCUGCGCAUGCAUGCGUGCGUGCGUGAGAGAGAUCCUCGCCACUGUGCUGCAUGACAGAGACAUCCAAAAAACGCCAUGAGUCAGCUGGACUGAUUUCCUUCACUAGUGAAGGGCAGACAAUUAUUAACUUGCAUUUGUGUUUGUGAUGUAAAGUCAGUCAAGUUUUUUUUAGGGCUACACUGAAAAGAAAAAAAACCCAAUACUUGGAGAGCAAAGCCAUCAUUUUCACCCAAAAAACUAACAUAAGGAGACAAAUGUGGGUUUUAAUGUAUAAAAAAAAUAUUUUCUUGAGGAAAAAGUCUUUAUUGUUCAAGAUCACUGACACUAAAAACCCGUUAUCUCACAAAAAUAAAAAUAUAACAUGCUAGAAAGAAAUUUAGUUAUCCAUCCAUCCGUUUUCUGUACCGCUUUGUCCCCACGAGGGUCGCGGGGAAAUUCAGUUAUAAUAUAUAUAAAUUGUAUUUCCCCCCAAAUAAAGUCCUAUUAUGAGAACAAUUUUAAGGAUUCAAUUAUUUUUCUUAUAAAGUUGUCAUAUUAUGAAAAAGUUGAGUUUUUUCUCAAGAAAUUUAAGCAAAUAUUUUUUUUAGAAUAAGGUUAUUCUUUUACACUAAUAAAGUUUUACUGUGAGAAAAAUGAUAAUUUUUUUACAAAUGAAUUUACCUAAAGUUCUUCUAUCACAAUAUAAAAACAGGUCUGAGAAAAAAAAUGUGCUUCAAGGAAAAUUACAUGUUUUACUGUGAGAAAAAUGAUAAUUUUUUUGCAAGUGAAUUUACCUAAAGUUCUUCUAUCACAAUAUAAAAACAGGUCUGAGAAAAAAAAAAAUGUUCUUCAAGGAAAAUUACAUGUUUAUAAUGAUAUUUUAUGAGAAAAAAAGCAGUCAUUUACCAAGAAGGCCUCACAUGCCAGGAAAAAACAGUUGCAAUAGGAAGAGGAAAAAAGUCAUUCCUGAGUUUCAAAAAAGAAAAAAAACGUGUCGUGCUGCUGUGAUCAAAAGUUGCCAUUUUGUAACACUGAAUUCAUCUUGACUCUGGAGUCCUAAAAUCCGAAGUUGUCAUUUUAUAAGAACACAAAAGUAAUUUUAUAAGAAUAGAAGAAAGUACUUUAAAAAAUAUUUUAAAAGAAUAAAGUAAUUUUACACAAAUAAAAAAUUGUAAUACGAGAUUUUAAAAAAGAAACAAAAAUAAAGUUAUUUCAAAAGAAUAAAGUUGUAGAUUUUCAAUCGAAGUCAUAAUUGUACAAAAAUGAUGUCGAUUUUCAACAAUAAAAUUAGGAUUUUUUACAAGAGCUGAUUUUUCUGGGGGCGGGUAAAUACCUGCCUGGUGGUCUUGUCAAGUUUUGUCAACGUUAUUAUAAAGAAAGCUAAUGUCAUACUGUCCUGUAAUGUGUGUACUUGGAAAAAUACAUUUCCCCCCACAUUCAAAAAAAUACAAUGAUGUACACUUAUAGCUGGGUUUUUUUUUUUUAAUGAUUCCCUGGUUCUGAAAUGUUAAUCUCUUAACUUCCAAUUCUUUUCAGUGUGGCCUUAAUAUGCCUCGUUUUUAAGAUGUUGGCCAGCAGUCUAAUGAAGCUUUUGGUUUUGUUUGUUUGUUUGUUUGUUGUCAUCGUGGUAACAUGUUUUGUUUUUGUAAUCUUUGCUUGCUAUUUGUGUUUUCCAACUAUAAUGUCACUUGUUAAUCUUAUUUAUUUUUAAUGAGAGAGAGAGAGAGAGAGAGAGAGGGAGGGGGAGAGAGAGAGAGGGGGGGAGGGGGAGAGAGAGAGAGGGGAGGGAGGGAGAGGAGGGAGAGAGAAUUGUGACGAUGUUUUAUCAAAAAAGUCACGACUGACGUCAGUCGUGACAUUUUUGAUAAAACAUCGUGUGUGAUAUUCCAGAAAAUGGUGCUAAAUGUGACAUUUCUGAAAAUUGUAAUGGUGAUGAAAACAAACAAACUCCAGCCGAAUCGGCCACUACAGGUUAAUUAAAGGCCAUAUCAUACAAA
Syngnathus typhle (broad-nosed pipefish) is the source of this 3746-nucleotide messenger RNA. RefSeq names its product cytohesin-3. Bases 511 to 1566 code for a protein of 351 amino acids. The transcript is spliced from 14 exons. Gene Ontology annotation, molecular function: guanyl-nucleotide exchange factor activity. The record is from RefSeq and is a predicted model, not a curated record. Lineage: Eukaryota; Metazoa; Chordata; Actinopteri; Syngnathiformes; Syngnathidae. Gene Ontology annotation, biological process: regulation of ARF protein signal transduction.